AUGGUUCGAUCCCACGAGGAUUUGAACCGCAUUUGGGAUCGAUCCCGCAACGAUUCGAAGCGCAUUUGGGAUCGAUCCCGCGCCGAUUUGACGCGCAUUUCAAUUCGGCGCACGGAUUUCAAAUGCGUUUCAAAUCGCGCCGCCGAUUUCGAAUGCAUUUCAAAUCACCGCGCCGAUUUCAAAGGAAAAUGGGUUAAUGCCGCGAGUAAAUGGUGCAAUUACCAAUUACGCGCGCGCGUUUACCCCCGAAGCUUGACCCAUCUACCCCGGUAG
Microbotryum saponariae is the source of this 273-nucleotide messenger RNA. NCBI's taxonomy places the organism in Eukaryota, Fungi, Basidiomycota, Microbotryomycetes, Microbotryales, Microbotryaceae. The record is from the annotation of a GenBank genome assembly.